CCGCAUCCGGAAACUCGCCGAGCCCCGCGACAGUGUCGUGCGCGCCGUGCACUGUCAUACUAAUCGUCGGUUACAUUCCUGAAACUGUUGCAACCCCCCCAGAAAUUGCUUCCACCGGUUCGUUCGGCUUCCGGCGUUCUGCUGCGGUCUCCCGUGAAAGGAUAUCCUUCAGAGUCGUUUCUCAAAGGAUUGCAUCUUUGUCUGAAGUCGCUUCUUGGUUUUGUUGCUCGCUGCAAAUGGUGGAGAUUUGAGGAUCCUGUUGAUCGAGAAGAUAAAGAAGGGGAACAAGUUUUGUGAUUCCUGUGUCAGUUCGAGAAGAUUCGACGACGGGAUGAUGCUGGGGGGCUACGAAACGCAGCCGGAAUACUAUCCGCAGUGGCAUCAACCCUACAACUAUGUCACGCAAUUACCCUACGGUCCGCUGACAGUUCCCGACGCGGACAGCCAAUCGACGUACUGGGGCGCGGAUUCCGGGAUUUCCGGGGGUAGUUCCGGCGCAGGAAGCCCCACCGCCUCGACGCCACCCCUGAUCGAAGAGAUCGGCGUCCAGGAGACCAGCUACUCCCCUCUGCAACAAUACCCUCACCCCUCGAUGAGCCAGCAUUACCCUAACCUGGUCUAUCAACCGCAACAAGAGAUUCCUCACCAUCACCUGCUGCACCAUCACCAUCAUCCCCAAACCCUCAGGAGGGACGGCGAGUAUUCCGGUGUCUCGUCGAUGAACCAGAUCGAGAGCGGUUUCCAGCAACACCUGAGAGAAGCCGCGAGAGAGGGUGGCUUGGUGGUGAGGCCGAAGAGGAGGAACACCGCGAACAAAAAGGAACGGAGGAGGACGCAGAGCAUAAACAACGCUUUCGCGGACCUUCGAGACUGCAUACCGAACGUUCCCGCGGACACUAAGCUGUCGAAGAUCAAGACUCUUAGGCUCGCCGCUUCUUACAUUGGAUAUCUAAUGGCGGUCUUAGACAGCGACGAGGGAGAGGAGCCGCAGACAUUCAGGGCAGAGAUCCUCUCGCACGGCAGGAGGAGCAAGACGACUCAGGCGAAUCAGAACGAGUCGUGUUUGCACCCUGCCUCCAGCCUGAUGGCCGAGGAGUCGUCGAAGGGCAAAGGGCGAACCGGAUGGCCGCAGCACAUGUGGGCCCUGGAGCUGAAGCAGGAAUCGCAGGCCAGCCAAAUCCAAUAAAAUCGACGAUCUCCAUCAAUUCGCGACUAAACUUCAGCCAUUUCUUCGAUCCUCUUCGGAAAAUUUUAUUUAUUUCAACACCGCGAUUCCUUUACGCAUUUAUGCAAUUUGUGCAAUUGUACCGUUCGGUGCAUCGUACGCGUAUAACGCGUAGAAACGAGAUCUUAGGACGUAGAACGGCGAUGUUAUUAACGCUACAACAAUCACCGGGUCAGCUGUUUUAUUUCGUUUCAUUUAUUUAUUAAACACGUUCGUCCGUUCACGUUUCACAGGCUCGCCUCGUCGAUGCGAACAGUAAAAAAUAACGUUCUGCGAAUUGUUUUAUCGACAGCCUAUCGAUCGAUGGACGUUGUAGCGUUAACGUCGAUCGAGAGCAACGUACGAAAAACAAGUAGGAUUAAUUAGCGUAGAGUCGCCACCGCGGUGAUGUUCGUAUCAGUUUUUGUAAUUCUUUGAUUUCGCGAUUCUUCGAAACGAGAUGUUUGCGUGUAGCGUAGAAAGGCAAAGAUUUUCCAACAGCAUAUCAUAAACGAUAAAUCGUGAAACGGUCUGUCGACGUCGAAGGACCGCGUUCAAUGGAUUCUUCUCGUCCGGAGGAACGAUGACGGGGACCCGCUGUAAAAAAGAAGAGACGAUCGUCUGUAAAUACGCGUCCGCGAUACGUCACGUGUGUAAAUAGAAGUGUCCUGUUACGUAGUUCGUAAUUAAACGCGAGUCUCUCGAGUCGGUUUCGAUUUUCGCGCGCCUUCCCCACGAGCGUUAAUUAGAAUUUAGAGAACGGUUCGCUAAGAACCAGGCAACCUUUGUAUAAAGAACCGUGUCAGCGAUGUAUAAAAAGUCACUAGCAAUAAACAGAGUGUUGUAAUUUAAAAAGC
Molecule: messenger RNA, 2061 nt
Organism: Megalopta genalis
Lineage: Eukaryota; Metazoa; Arthropoda; Insecta; Hymenoptera; Halictidae
Gene: Hand
Product: heart- and neural crest derivatives-expressed protein
Biological process (GO): regulation of transcription by RNA polymerase II; developmental process
Molecular function (GO): RNA polymerase II transcription regulatory region sequence-specific DNA binding; protein dimerization activity; DNA-binding transcription factor activity, RNA polymerase II-specific
Source: RefSeq, a predicted model, not a curated record